AACACAAGAAAGGCUCCAUUUUUUCUUUCUUUUAAUUGUUAAUUUUUCUUUAUAUGUUUUUAGUUUGAAGGUGUUAAAAGAUUGUAGUUAAGGCUUUUUAACAACUUUGUAUCUCUUUGAUUUUGGCUUGAAGUAGGUGGUGGGGUCCAUUUGCUUACUGAGCAAAAUGCACUAUUUUGUUUUGUUUUGUUUUCUUUUUUGAAUAAGUUUUUUGGCUACCCUUUUUCUCUUUUAUCAAUUCUUUCUGAGGAGCAACAAUUUAUGCUAAUUGGAAGUUACUGUGCAUGUGUUAUUUCUCUAUGUUUGUGGUCUCUCUUUUUUUCAACAAUUAAUUUAUGCUAAUUGGAAUUUAGUAUUUCUAUGUUUGUGAUUUCUUGUUUGACUAAUGACCUUUGCUAGUGGGAUGUACCAUUGAUUGCUCCCUGUUCAAUUUCUCCCUUUGAGCGGCUAUUAUUUGCUCUCUCACUUGUUGCUGUUGUGGGCAUGUGCUGGGAUCUGAUUUUGGUGGAUUUAUGGUGGAUUUAUGGUGGUUGGUGGUGGAUGCCCACCUUGUUGAAAAGGGGUGGACCCUAAUGAUGCAAAUUACUCUUAGCCCAGUUUAUUAUUGUAAUCAUCAACUUUUUUAUUUUUUACUGUUUCAUGUGUUUAUCCCAUGCCUGAUGUCUAUACAAUUUCUUCAUCAUGCCUUUUUUGUUUCAUCCAUAUGCCAGCUUGGUUACCAAUUUCUCCUCUAAAAUAAGUGGCUUUGAAGGGUUUUGAAUGAUGAAUUAUUGUGUUUACUGUAGUGGGCUUGUUCUCAUUUUCUUCUUUUUAGUUUUCAUUUGGUGAUUUUGUAAGUUGGUUAUGUUCCUCUUCAGUUUAGUUUGAACUAGUGCGACUUAAUUGCUAGUUAUUUACUGAUUUGCUUGCAUAUCAGCAUCCCUUGUGGAUUUGCCCAAAUUUGUAUUAUCUGACUACACAUAAUGUGUUGUCUGGCAUUUACAACUAGUAGCAAAACUCCAAAGAUAGUCCUAUUACUCCCACAAACUUGUGUCAAGGUGAAAAGUUUUCAUGAUCUCAUCAUUAUAGUGGCCUUGGUCCUCAUUUUAAUUAUAUAUUUGGAUCACAGAGGAUUUGGUCAACAUUUAGUAUAUAUGUGUUUUGUCCUAAUGUGUGGCAUUAAAAUCUGUCUCUUUAUGUGCUCAUCUGGAUGUCUGUUGUCUUCUUGUGUUUAGUAGAAACUUUAUAUAUUAUGUGGAAUCUUCUCUUCAAAUUAUACUCGCAUGGCGAAUUUGUGGCGUUUUCCUCUUUGAUAAAGAUUUCUGGACGUUCUUUAUCGUUUGUCUGACUAGUUGAUGUUAUCCACUGGAUUAGGUCCAGAGCAUGUGCUUACAGGAAUAGAGGCGCGAGGCUUUAUUUUUGGACCUCCUAUUGCACUUGCAAUUGGAGCAAAGUUCGUCCUGCUGCGAAAACCAAGGAAAUUGCCUGGUGAAGUUAUCUCAGAAGAGUAUGUUCUGGAAUAUGGAACAGACUGUCUUGAGAUGCAUGUUGGAGCAGUCAAAUCAGGAGAGCGUGCUUUGGUGGUUGAUGAUUUGAUUGCCACUGGUGGCACUCUGUGUGCUGCUAUGAAUUUACUGGAACGUGCUGGAGCCGAAGUGGUCGAGUGCGCUUGUGUAAUUGAAUUACCGGACCUAAAGAAAGCUGCCAGGAGGGCCUUUGACCGGUGGUCAACUCUCCAUGUCUUGGUAGAAGUCAGGCUUCCAGACCUUCCUGCCCUCCAGGUGGCGGUAUCUAUCCCACUGCUGGUUUGGCGUUUACAGCAGGGGCUAUUGAAGGGCGAACGCCUAACGAUGUUAUUUCAGACAUGGUCGGGAGCGACUGAAUGGCAAGCCUUUGUAUGUACUUGUGGAAUCCCACUAGUGAUGGCAGAAAUGAUUCUCCUGCUGCGGUUCAGCCUGACUAAAUGCUUGACAGAGUGCCAUGCUUCGCAUGCACCAUCGUAUUGGUCCAACUCUUCACCCUCAGUUCCCUCGUCAUUCUAAACAUGGAUGGAGCAACUUGAUUGAGGCAAAUGACAUUUUCAACCUUUGCAGGAACUUCCUCUUAUAUGCGCAUUUUAUUUAAAUAAAAGCAAUUUAAAUUA
Molecule: messenger RNA, 2122 nt
Organism: Ricinus communis (castor bean)
Lineage: Eukaryota; Viridiplantae; Streptophyta; Magnoliopsida; Malpighiales; Euphorbiaceae
Product: adenine phosphoribosyltransferase 3
Exons: 7
Coding region: 1335-2021 (228 amino acids)
Biological process (GO): adenine salvage
Cellular component (GO): cytoplasm; cytosol
Molecular function (GO): adenine phosphoribosyltransferase activity
Source: RefSeq, a predicted model, not a curated record